Molecule: messenger RNA, 3075 nt
Organism: Trichomycterus rosablanca
Lineage: Eukaryota; Metazoa; Chordata; Actinopteri; Siluriformes; Trichomycteridae
Gene: ap5b1
Product: adaptor related protein complex 5 subunit beta 1
Exons: 3
Coding region: 121-2910 (929 amino acids)
Biological process (GO): endosomal transport
Cellular component (GO): lysosomal membrane; AP-type membrane coat adaptor complex
Source: RefSeq, a predicted model, not a curated record
UGCAGUAUCAGAGAGGAUGUAACCCGUGAAAUGGCUGUCAGAAAACCACAGAUUUAAACUGUUUUUAUAGGUGCAGGGUUUUCACAUCCAUCACACAUUGCAGUUAUCGAAAACUUCACCAUGACCUCCUGGGGGCCAAAAAUAUCCUCAUUUUUAUCAAGUCCAUCACAGUUUUUGUCUUGCACCACAGCUGAGAGUUUUUUAGCUGAACUUCUGGAUGAAUUAAGAGAUGACAAAGCCAGUGACAACAAAAAGAUACUCCUCUUGUCAGUAUUAUUGGAGCAUCCGGGAGUUCUUUGCCCAACCACGUCGGCAGGAGAGGGGACAGCACAGGAGCUCAUAUCAAUUCUCACAUAUACCCCUCAAAAAUCUGUCACUUUGAAGUGCCAUCUCAUGCUCGCUAUCACAAAUGUGCUGAUAUGUACGACCUGUUUGGCCAGCCAGGCAAAAGUCGCUGAGGACUUCUUAAACUUUCUGUUCAGAAACAUUCAGGACACAAAUGAUAAUUCAGGGGGCUUGUGUGUCCACGCUUUACGAGCCACGGCUUGCGAGUGUCUUCGAGAAAUGGAAAACUGCCAGCCUGGUCUACUUUCACAAAAGUUGGAGGCUCUUUACUACCUUAAGAACCAAGAAACAACGGUUCUUCAUCAGUCUUACUCUUUGCUGUAUUCUCUAGGGCUCAAGAAUGCAAUACAUCUGCUGGCAAAACAAAAAAAUGUGGACAAUGCAAAGCUCAGGGGUGUCCUUAGUGGAAAUGAAGGCUUUGUAUGGAAGGCCAUUGACUUGCCUUUGUCUGUGUUGCCUUUUGGCAUGAUCUCACAAGUUCCACAGCUGCCAACAACAUUGGAUUGCAAGGAUCUGCGGUCUAUUAUGUCCUUGCUCCUGGAAGAAUCCUAUUUGAUGACUCCUGCCUCACAGGUAGCAUUGCUUCGUGGACUUGUAGAAAUUGUUGCGAUGGUACCAGCUAUUACUCCGGCAGUAUUCAAGUCUCAGUUGUUAAGACUUUUUGGAACAACAGAGGUAGAGCUGAUGCAUGCCACACUCAUAAUGAAAGGGACAUUUACAGAUAGCCUCUUCACCGCUGAGGAUGAGAAUUUUCUGCUCAAGCGCCUUACUGGGAUGGCACAACAUCCGCUUCUGAAAACUCCAGAGAAACUGUUUUACAUGGACUGCAUCCUUCACUUUCCUGAAAACAGACCGAUCUCAAGCAGUGGAGAGGAGUCCCUACCUGUCCUGGUCACGCCUCAACUUACAUUAUCCUUGUUUCCUACUGUGUUUGAUGACAGUACCACCAUGCUCUGUAGACUGAAUCUUCUCUGUCUGGUACUUCUGGAGGCAGAUGAGGAUGAGGAAAGCAAAGGCUUAAGCUACCUUUUCGAUCACCUGAUGGCCUUACUUAAAAUAGUCAACAACCAAGGAAGCAGGGACAUGAUUACUAUGUUUUUCAGAGCAACCUUCAUUUUCCUCAUGCACUUCAACCACAUAAAGAAAUUCUCAAAAAAACUUGUCAGCAAGCUUUGUGAGCUGUAUUCCAAAAACUGUCAUCUCGCUCCGAAUAUGAUCAACCUCGCUGACAAAGUCCAAGAAUGCUUUGAAGAUUCGAUAUGGUCAGUACGGUUGUUAACAGCUCUUCAAAAGUGCAUUGUGGAAAUGCCACCUUUGCAACUGACCCUUCAGAAUUUGAGUUGGCACCUUAAAAUCUUGGCUCGAGUGGCACUCGAGAGUCAGAUUGCGCAGAGAAACACAAUCCACUUUCUUCUCAACAUCCUCAUCAAUUCCAAUCUUUGUGAAAGAAGGAGCUGGCAGGUUGGCACUGCAAUUCUGACUGUUUGUCGCAACUUGCUCCAGCAUCCAACCUUAAACGAGGUGUUUAUCGAACUGGCAGACCUUUUGCAGCAUAUGUUAAAACACUAUGAAGACUCAGAUAUUCAAGACCAUGCUCGGUUUUACUACACCCUUCUGACCAACUUGUCUUGGGAAAAACUCGCCGGAGUUCUUGCCAAAGCUCCAGAAGGAGGGCAGAUGAAAGUCCGAUCGAUGUCGGCCAUUGUGGCUGAAAGUGAUGGGCUUACCAGUUGCUUGACUGUUCAGAAGCCUGAAGGUUGUGUUCUACAGCUUACCAAAAUUGACAAGACUGACUCUCAGGGUGUAGGUCCAAUUACAGAGAGUCAGGAAGCUCUAGGACAGAGGGACUUAUUUGAGGUCUAUCAAGAUCAGUUUAAGAGCCCAGGCUUUGCAUCUGAGGUCACGUUAUGUUAUAACCUGACUCAUGCCAGUGUAAAAGAUGUUGGGUUUGACAGAAUUUACACAAUAUGCCUGCACUUUGACUUGAACACCUCCCACUAUGCAGAAGUCAAGGACAUUCAUGUGCCCUGCCUCUUCAGAGACAGAAAGCCACCUCAAGUUAACCUGACCUUAAGGCCACAUCAUCCUUACCCAACAAGUCUACGAGUAAGUGCUCUUUUUACGACUGAAGAUGGCCUCUCAUGGAACACUCAGCUGCCUGAUGUAGAGGUUUCAUUUCCAGAAAUAUUUCUCCCCAUGCCUUUGCCACAAGGGACAUCACCAGAGUCCAAAGAGGAAGUGUUCGACAAGAUUUGGAAAAACAUUUCAUCAGGGGAACCUAGCAGUUCUGAAACUAGCCUGUAUUGUUUUAAGACUGACAGGGACACACUAGCUAAUCUGAUAGAAGAGUAUUUUAAGGGCUACCUUGUAGCACAGACUAAAGACCAAGUUUGCAAAGUCCUGUUUUAUCUUCCACCUUUUUUCCAUGUUUUGUUGAUGAUCAGUGAGGCAGAGGAUGCUGUUCAACUCAGAAUUGCAACAGAAAACUCAGAGCUGCUGCCUCACAUCAACUCUUAUCUUCAGAGUAUAACUGGAAACAGUAGCUUGACAAAUGCUAGAAAAUAGUACGUUUAUAGGUACUUAAGGAUCACAAUGGGGAGACAUUGGUUUUGUGGACAUAGUAUUCUAGUUGUCUGAUUUUAAUAAAUACAGAAUUUUAUCAUGUUUAUUACAAUUUAAUUGUAACUACUAAUUAUAUUUUGAUACAUUUGCAUUGUCAUUAAUAAAAAA